AUGAAUAUUACAGGAGGCGGAGGUGGUGGAGGAGGAGGAAUUGAUCCAGGCGGAAAUGGUGGUAAUCUUACUACUAAUUUGUUUAUCAAGAAAAUCAAGACAAUUCAUACUAGUGAAGGAACAAAAAUAAAAAUUAAGUCUGGUAAUGGACGAACAUUAGAAGCACUUAAAUUAAUUAUUGACGGAGGAGGUGGCGGGGGUGGAGGUGGGGUAGGAAAAGGUGGAGAUGGAGGAAGUAUAUUUACAAACUUGACCAUCAACAAAUUAAAGACUGUUUUUAGAAAUGGAGCAAAUAAAACUACUGUUGAAGUUCAAAACCCUCUAAGUGGACUCAGUCUGAACAUUAAUGGCGGUGGCGGUGGUGGAGGCGGCGGACCAGGUCAAGGUGGCGAUGGUGGUGAUUUGGUUACAAAUAUUGUCAUAGGAAAAGCUAAAACAGUAACGAAAAAUGAAAAGAUGAACAUCUCAAUUAUUUAUGUCGUCCUGCUUUUGUUACUUGUCUUUGAUGACAAUUGUUCAGCAGGAAAAGUAGAAGACAAUCAAACCGUAGAAACUCGGGAAAAAGACACGGAAAAGAAAGUUAAAGGAAAGGUUCAACCAUUGGAAAGAGAUUUUGAAAAAGCUAUCAGUAAUGCUAAAGAAGUAAACCUUGCUGAUAUUAAUGGAAACUACAGUUUGAAUAUUACAGGAGGCGGGAAUGGUGGGAGCGGGAGAAUCACUCCAAGUGGAGAUGGUGGAAAUAUUACGACUAAUUUCGUUAUCAAGAAAAUAAGGACGAUUCAUACAAGUGAGGGAUCAAAAACACUAAUAAAAACAGGCGAUGGCCGUAAACUAACAUUACUUAAUUUAAUUAUUGACGGAGGAGGUGGCGGUGGUGGAGGUGGGAUUGGAAAAGGUGGUGAUGGAGGUGGUAUAAUUACAAACUUGUUAAUCAAGAAAAUUCAGACUGAGCAUAGAAAAGGGUCCAAGGCCAUUACUUCAGGAUCUGAAGGCCCUCUACAUGGAGUUAGUCUUAACAUUAAGGGUGGUGGUGGAGGUGGCGGUGGUGGACCAGGUCCAGGUGGCAAAGGUGGCAGCCUUGUUACAAAUGUUGUUAUAGGGAAACUACAGCAGAAAGAUUCGAGAAAUGGUUCUGCGAAAGGAGCAAAUCAGAAGGAAAAGAAAAUUGCAAAAGACGUGAAAAACAAACUAAAGAAAGCAGCGAAAAAUAAAAAGAAGGAAAAGAAAUUGAUCGAAAAAGAGGGUAAAGAGACUAAAGAAUAA
Mytilus californianus (California mussel) is the source of this 1263-nucleotide messenger RNA. RefSeq names its product RNA-binding protein cabeza-like. NCBI's taxonomy places the organism in Eukaryota, Metazoa, Mollusca, Bivalvia, Mytilida, Mytilidae. The transcript is spliced from 2 exons. The record is from RefSeq and is a predicted model, not a curated record. Bases 1 to 1263 code for a protein of 420 amino acids.